This is a messenger RNA of Penaeus chinensis, 1568 nucleotides long. RefSeq names its product inosine triphosphate pyrophosphatase-like. The transcript is spliced from 7 exons. Gene Ontology annotation, cellular component: cytoplasm. The record is from RefSeq and is a predicted model, not a curated record. Gene Ontology annotation, biological process: nucleoside triphosphate catabolic process. Gene Ontology annotation, molecular function: nucleoside triphosphate diphosphatase activity. Bases 267 to 890 code for a protein of 207 amino acids. Lineage: Eukaryota; Metazoa; Arthropoda; Malacostraca; Decapoda; Penaeidae.
AUAAGUUCAAAGGAAUACCCAACAUUCCACUAUUAUUCAUGUAGCCUAAUAGCGUAGUAGAAUCAGCUGAUCGCGCGUUGGCAAAGGGAAGGGAAGUCGGGCUGAUAGCUAUUCCAGGAGCGACACGGAGCUUGGUAAAAUAAUUAAAGGUUCUGGUUUUCAGAUGUGUGGCAAAGUGUGUCAUCUUACACACUAUGCCAUACACGCUUUUAUUUCGGCAAUGAGAAUUUUGUGAUGAGAAGGCAAUAUUAACGCCCAGAGCCAAGAUGAGUUCUCGUUCUCUUGUGUUCGUCACAGGAAAUGCUAAGAAGUUGGAGGAAGUUGUAGCCAUUCUGGGAGAUACUUUUCCUUUUAAAAUUGUCAGCCAAAAGAUAGACUUGCCAGAGUACCAAGGUGAAGCUGAUGAAAUCAGCCGCAAGAAGUGCCAGGUAGCAGCUGAAAUUGUCAAAGGUCCUGUCAUUGUAGAAGACACAUGCCUGUGCUUCAAUGCACUAGGUGGUCUCCCAGGACCAUAUAUCAAGUGGUUUCUGGACAAGCUUGGGCCAGGUGGCCUGACAAAGCUCUUAGCAGGUUUUGAAGAUAAGUCUGCUGAAGCUGUAUGCACAUUUGCUUACUCUUCUGGGGAGCCCAAUGACGAAGUACUUUUGUUCCAUGGUCGCACUCAAGGUGCCAUUGUGGAGCCUCGAGGGGAGCACAAGUUUGGGUGGGAUCCCAUCUUCCAGCCAAAAGGUUAUGACCAGACAUAUGGUCAGUUGGAGAGGACUAUUAAGAAUACCAUAUCUCACCGGUUUAAAGCAGUAGAUGCUUUGCGUGACUACUUUACAGGUGAAGAAGGAAAGGCACUGUUGGCCAAGAAGUUAAAGGUUGAAGACAACAAUGAGAAGGCAUAGCAUUGAGGUUUUGUCUGCUGAUCCAGCUGAACUAGAAAGAUUUCAUGAUCCUGCUUUCCCAUGAAAUACCCAAAAGAAGGACCAUCUCUGCUUGUGCACAGAAUAAAAGGAUUUGUUUAUAAAAUUUUACUUUAUGACAAUAUUCAUGCUACCCAUUUCCAUUUUUGAUUCUCAUAUCUGGGGUUUAUAUAAUGAACAAUAUAUUUCUUCUAUUAUGUUUUUAUAUGAAGACUAUUUUAUUAUGCCUAUAGCACAAAGAGGGUUACAAAGAUAAAGGCCUUGCAAACCUGUGUGCAUUUUCUUAUAUAUAUAUAUAUAUAUAUAUAUAUAUAUAUAUAUAUAUAUAUAUAUAUAUAUAUAUAUGUAUAUAGUCAGUCUGUUAGUAAGUCACUGCUUUAGAUCACAACAUCAUAUAUGCCACAAAAGAGGAGAAACCUCGUUGAUGUAGAUGGUAUCUAUUAGAAAGUUAAGCAGGUUUUCUUGUUUAUGUCAUAGUUAUGAGGCUGAUGUUUAAAUUAUAUAAACCAUUUCAUUAUUUACAGAUAGGGGAAGAAACCAAAUUCCUUAAAAUAUGACAGAUAAUAGAUUUUGUUAAGCACAAGUUCUUUUUACAAAUUUGACAGGUUGUGUUCAUUCUACAUCUCUUAUUGUUGCUGAAUUAAAAGCUUUUUCUUUUAA